Messenger RNA from Daucus carota subsp. sativus, 1291 nucleotides. RefSeq names its product GDSL esterase/lipase At5g45960. The record is from RefSeq and is a predicted model, not a curated record. The transcript has 5 exons. Bases 75 to 1163 code for a protein of 362 amino acids. Gene Ontology annotation, molecular function: hydrolase activity, acting on ester bonds. Lineage: Eukaryota; Viridiplantae; Streptophyta; Magnoliopsida; Apiales; Apiaceae.
AAUGUUGUAUAACUUCCCCUAGUCAUCUUCUGAUCACUUGAACUUAGAGAUUUAAGAAGCUCAAAUCAUAUACUAUGGGGUUUCUAAAUAAGAUUUCUCUGCUUGUUUUGCUCCAUGUGGUUGUAUUAGUGUCUAAUUCCAGAGCAGAUAAUAAUGCGGGGAACAAUCCGGUUUCCGCGAUUUUUGUGUUCGGUGAUUCCACGUCUGAUCCUGGAAACAACAACUUCAUAAGUACUUCUUUCAGGAGCAACUUUGCACCCUAUGGGAAAGAUUUUGCAAACCACACGGCCACUGGACGGUUUACUAAUGGACUUCUGGCUACUGAUUUUAUCGCUAGGUAUGUAGGUGUAAAAGAUUAUGUGCCUCCAUAUCUGGAUUCAUCACUUAAAAUGGAAGAGCUAAUGACUGGAGUCAGUUUCGCGUCUGCUGGAUCUGGCUUUGAUCCUCUUACACCAACCAUAAGUAAUGUGAUUUCUUUGUCACAGCAACUGGAGUACUUCAAAGAGUACAAAAAAAGACUUGAAGCAGGAAUUGGUAAGGAAAGAACCAAACACGUCAUAGCAAAUGCACUCUUCAUUGUUUGUGCUGGUACGAAUGACUUCAUUGUCAACUAUUACACCAUACCAAUCCGCAGAAGAAGCUACGAUCUCCAUGCCUACAUGGAUUUUUUACUGAAACAAGUGCAUCAAUUCAUGGAGGAUUUGUUGGAAGGGGGAGCAAGGAGGAUUGGAGUUCCAGGAAUGACACCGAUAGGUUGUUUGCCAAUUGUGAUCACCCUCUACUCCAGUAAGCCCUUGACUAAUCGUACUUGUAUAGAGUCCUUAUCAGCGGUAGCUAAGGAUUACAACAUCAAGCUUCAAAAGGAAUUGUAUUCCUUGCAACUGAACCAUGCUAAAUCUGGCUCACGGAUAGCAUAUCUGGAUUCCUAUACACUCAUGCAAGACAUUGUUACCAGCUCAUCAAAGUUCGGUUUUAAAGUUAUUGAUCAUGGUUGCUGCGGAACAGGUAUGCUAGAAGCAGCAUUCAUCUGCAACAGAGCAAGCGCAAUAUGCCCAAAUGCAUCUAACUAUGUAUUUUGGGAUUCUAUUCACCCAACUGAAAGGGUUUAUUAUUUAGCCGUCAAGGCCUUUCGACGGACCAUUGAUUUCAUUAUUUCCCGUUAACGAUGAAAACAUCCCUAUUUUUGUUGAUCACAAAUAGGAACUCUAUGAACUCUGUAUUCUGCAGACAUAUAUUUUUAUCUCAAUUUCCAUAUAAGUAUGUAUUAAAUUUUCAUAUAAGUUUAAUUGGA